AUGGUCCGUGAUCAGGGGGCCCUUCGGUCGUUGCCAUCAAAAAAGCAUUCAUGCUCAGAGCUCCAGAAGGGGCACCAGCACAUGCUUAAGGUUAAGAAAGAGCGUGAAUCCCCUGAAGAACUAGAUCGAAAGAUCAAGGAGUACGAGGAUGAGCUUAAAGCUUUGAAAGCAGCCCAAACUGCUGACUCCAAGGCGGCUUCAGCGGUUGCGAGCCCUGAUGAUGAGACCCAGCCAGCAUCUCCAGAAGAGGUAGAAAAGGCCAGAGGACGUGCUCGCAAGGGAAAAGAUACCCAGAAGAAUGCUGUUGCUGAACCCAGUGAACCCAAAACACGUAGAACUGCUGCAAAGGCAGCACCCAAGGCCAUGUCUGCCCCGUCGGGGCGAUCCAAGAGUAAGUCUGAUGAUGGUUCAACUCCUGAGAGUGCCAAAAAACCCGGGGGGAAGCAGCCUGCUCAGCCCCCUUCCAAGCGCCUUCGCUCCAAGAGCUCUGGAGACCCACCUGCAGCGCCGCCACGUGAUCCAAAGAUUGCAGAUCUGGAGAAGGCCAAUGCCAAGCUGAAGAAGCAGUUGGAAGCUUUGCAGAAGGCAUCCAGUGCAUCGACAGCCAAGCCCUCUAGUCAGAAGCGGCCACGCACCCCGCCAUCGUCAGCAGCCGCCUCCAAGAAGCCAACUUUUUCGCCCCAAUCUGAGGACGAAGAUGGACCUGAGGACUUUGACAUCUUUGGGACCCCUCGGUAUGAACCUUCUGAUGAGUCUGGGGGUGAAAAUGAAAUAGUUGGUGAAGGAGAGGAAGGUGAGGAUGACGAGGGUGAGGGAGAGUUGAGUGAAAGUGCCAAGAACCAGCGUUUGAGACGCAUAUGCGAAGUGAAACCAGGAACUGGGGUUUGCCGGGUCCCUGAUGAGAUUCAUGCGCGUUGGAAGAAAGGUGGUACUGAAAGGUUGAAGCUCCGAGAUGAACUCGAAGCUGCUGGCUGGGACAAGGAUGAGUUCGUCAAUGCCAUUAUCAGAAUCAAGGAAAAAACCAGCAAGUUCACCCGCCAUAAGCGCAGAGGGUGGUACACGAAAGAGAAGAUGAAGGUCAAGUUGGGUUGGUCGAAGUGCCUUGUCAGAAUUUGCGUCUCGCACCCAUAUAAAACUUAG
Cladocopium goreaui is the source of this 1140-nucleotide messenger RNA. Lineage: Eukaryota; Dinophyceae; Suessiales; Symbiodiniaceae. The record is from the annotation of a GenBank genome assembly.